Malassezia globosa CBS 7966 is the source of this 2793-nucleotide messenger RNA. RefSeq lists its product as uncharacterized. The record is from RefSeq and is a predicted model, not a curated record. Lineage: Eukaryota; Fungi; Basidiomycota; Malasseziomycetes; Malasseziales; Malasseziaceae. Gene Ontology annotation, cellular component: MCM complex; nucleus. Gene Ontology annotation, molecular function: single-stranded DNA helicase activity; ATP binding; 3'-5' DNA helicase activity. The transcript has 3 exons. The coding region runs from base 1 to 2793 and encodes 930 amino acids. Gene Ontology annotation, biological process: DNA replication; mitotic DNA replication initiation; double-strand break repair via break-induced replication.
AUGUCGUCUGAUCCAGGAACAUCUCAUCGAAAGCGCCGGCGCUCGACAUCGCAAGGUCCCCUUGAUCCAUCGUCGCCAUGGCCCGAUUCAGGUGCGAGUGAGUCCGGACAGGGUGACCGGGCAUCUGUUACAGCGGCUUCGAGCAUGCCGACGUCAUCGCCACCUGGCGCUUUGUCAGACUUUACGGACGAUAUGGAUUCACACAGUAUGCUGGACCAGGUUGAUGACGACCCGGACGACCUUGUGAAUGGUGCAGAGAACGAAGACGAUGGUGAAGACCUAUUCGACGACACCAUGAUGGCUGACUAUCGAGCGAAUCCUGAACUUGACACGUAUGAGGCGGUGGGAUUGGAUGAGGCUGAUUUCGAGCACAUGGAUGCGACGACGCGGCAACUAGCCGAGCUGCGCAUGGCACGACGUGAUCGUGCGGAAGGUGUGGGGCGCAUGAGUCGACGGGCGCCCGUGUUCUUGCAAAGUGAUGACGAGAGUGAGGACGAUGUGCUGCGGCAGCGCCGACGUCGACGACAUUAUGACGAAGUGCAGGAAGAAGAUGCAGCCGAAGUUGACGAAUUGCCGAUCGAACAGCUGAGUGACAUCAAGGCGGAUAGCAUAGCCAGCUGGGUUGCGACGGAAAAUGUGCGCCGGACGAUUGUGCGUGAGUUUCGCAACUUUCUCGUGACGUAUGUCGAUGAACAGGGCGUGAGUGUGUACGGUCAACGGAUUAAGACGCUCGGUGAGAUGAACCUUGAGUCACUCGAGGUCUCGUUUCUGCAUCUUGUUGACGCCAAGGCGAUCCUCGCGUUUUUUCUUGCGAAUUCGCCGGCCAGCAUUCUGCCGAUUUUUGACGAGGUCGCGUUCGACGUGAUUUGCUUGUACUACCCGUCCUACGACCGGAUCCACCCGGAAAUCCACGUCCGCAUUGCAGAUUUACCAACGUCUUCCACUCUGCGCGAUCUUCGACAAAGUCAUUUGAACUCGCUUGUACGUGUAAGUGGCGUAGUGACGCGGCGAAGCGGCGUGUUUCCGCAGCUCAAGUACGUCAAGUUUGACUGUCUGAGCUGUGGCGAGGUGCUAGGCCCGUUCUGGCAAGACUCGAAUCAAGAGGUCAAGAUCAGCUACUGCUCGAACUGCUCACGACGCGGGCCGUUCCGCGUGAACAGCGAACAGACGGUGUAUCGCAACUACCAAAAAAUGACAUUGCAAGAGUCGCCGGGUAGUGUGCCGCCUGGCCGUUUGCCUCGCCACAGAGAAGUGAUUCUUUUGUGGGACUUGGUCGACAGUGUAAAGCCUGGUGAAGAAGUCGAAGUUACUGGCAUCUACCGGAACAAUUUUGAUGCUGCGCUCAAUACGCGGCAUGGUUUCCCUGUGUUUGCUACCGUGCUGGAGGCGAACCAUAUUGCGAAGCGCGAUGACGCGUAUGCGGCAUUCCGGCUCACGGAAGAUGACGAGCAAGAGAUCCGUGCAUUGGCGCGUGACGAUCGCAUUGGGAAACGCAUCAUCAAAAGCAUAGCACCUAGCAUCUAUGGCCACCAGGGAAUCAAAACGGCCAUUGCGCUGAGCCUGUUUGGCGGAGUGUCGAAGGACGUUGGUGGCAAGCAUCGCAUCCGUGGGGACAUCAAUGUGCUCUUGCUCGGUGAUCCAGGCACUGCCAAGUCGCAGUUCCUCAAGUACGUGGAGAAGACUGCGAACCGUGCUGUGUUUGCGACGGGCCAGGGCGCCUCGGCUGUUGGUCUUACGGCAGGUGUACGCCGUGAUCCAGUGACGCGCGAGUGGACUCUGGAAGGCGGCGCGCUGGUACUGGCGGACAAGGGCGUGUGUCUCAUUGACGAGUUCGACAAGAUGAACGAUGCCGAUCGCACAUCAAUCCACGAGGCUAUGGAGCAACAGAGCAUCUCUAUAUCGAAAGCGGGCAUCGUUGCGACGUUGCAAGCACGCUGCGCGAUUAUUGCCGCAGCCAAUCCAGUACGUGGCCGCUACAAUCCAACGAUUCCAUUCAGUCAGAACGUGGAGCUGACGGAGCCGAUCCUCAGUCGAUUUGACGUCUUGUGCGUUGUCAAAGACAUUGUUGAUCCCGUCCAGGAUGAGAUGCUUGCGCGCUUCGUCGUGAGCUCCCACCUACGUGCACAUCCCCUCUUUGAUGAAGAUGUCGACGAGACACGCGCUGCCACAUCCAUGGAUGCCGAUAUCAUUCCCCAGGACUUGCUCCGCAAGUAUAUCACAUACGCGCGUGAUCACGUUCGUCCGCGACUCGAUACGCUUGACCAGGAGCGUCUAUCGCGUCUGUAUGCAGACUUGCGCCGAGAGAGUCUGAAUACUGGCUCCUAUCCCAUUACCGUACGGCAUUUAGAGAGCAUGAUUCGUAUGGCCGAGGCGAGUGCUAAGAUGCAUUUGCGUGAUUAUGUGCGAGCUGAUGAUAUCGAUGUGGCGAUCCGCACAACUGUCGAGAGCUUCGUUCAGGCACAGAAGAUCAGCAUUAAGCGCACGCUAGAGCGAGGCUUUCGCAAGUACAUCCACCAGGCUCGAGAUCAUGACGAGCUCCUGGCGUUCCUGCUGGGUGGCAUUGUCAAGGACAAGAUGCGCUUUACACACUAUCGACAUCACCAUGCUAUGAGGUCGGAGACCGGACCGACAGUCAUUUCCGUUCCACUCGCUGAGCUAGAAGCGCGUGCCAAGAGUGUGGAAAUCUAUGAUGUGAGGCCGUUCAUGCUGAGCCGCGUGUUCCGUACGAAUGGUUACCAGUGGAACGAGGCUCUCGGAACCAUUACAAAGCAGUUCGGCACAACAGCAGCCUAA